AUGAGCCCAGGCGCGUCCACGCCCUCCCCUGUAGAAUUUCCCACAACACCGUACCAACCCCGCUACGACACCUGGCCGUACACCGCAUCCGACUUUGCGCGACUUGACGAGACGGAUGAUGGGAAUUUCUACCGCCAACCGCGUCUCGUGACACACAUCGACCCCCCCGCCCUCGCGCGCCUGACACACUACUACGCCAGUGUCCUACCCACGAAAGGGACUAUUCUCGACAUGUGCACGAGCUGGAAAUCCUUCUUCCCCAGAACGGUCACGACAGCGGUGGAGGCAGGCGACGUGCGCGUCUUCGGCGUGGGCCUGAACGCCGAAGAAAUGACGCUGAACGACGUUUUUCAGUUCCGGGGCGAAGAGAGGUGGCGCGUCGUCGAUUUGAACCAGGCCCCGCAUGACCCGCGCGCUGCGUGGCGAGACGGAGAGAUUGGGUUCGAUGCGGUGACGUGUGUGGUUUCGAUUGACUACUUGAAUCAUCCUUUGGAGGUGUGCAAGAACUUGCUCGACGGCGCCAACGAGGGUGCGACCAUACACUUGGCGAUCAGUAAUCGGUGCUUCCCCAACAAGGUCGUGAGGAGGUGGAUGAUGCUGGGUGAGCAGGGGAGGCUGGAGUUUGUGGGGGAUUAUCUGCACUUCGCGGGGUGGAGGGACGUCGAGAUUGUGGAUCUUUGCGCGAGGGAUGAGCAGGGGAGGAGGAUUACUGAUGAUCAUGGGACAAUUACGAGUCCGUCGGCGGCGGGGAGGCUGAUGGGUCACCUCGAUCCGCUGUGGGUUGUGCGAGCGAGGAAGGGUGCGGCAAAGUAG
Messenger RNA from Didymella exigua CBS 183.55, 813 nucleotides. RefSeq lists its product as uncharacterized. The transcript has a single exon. The coding region runs from base 1 to 813 and encodes 270 amino acids. The record is from RefSeq and is a predicted model, not a curated record. Lineage: Eukaryota; Fungi; Ascomycota; Dothideomycetes; Pleosporales; Didymellaceae.